Molecule: messenger RNA, 441 nt
Organism: Racocetra persica
Lineage: Eukaryota; Fungi; Glomeromycota; Glomeromycetes; Diversisporales; Gigasporaceae
Source: the annotation of a GenBank genome assembly
CAAAUUCUUAUUAUUCAAACACAUGAAGAUAAAUUAGAAAUUCCUCAAGAAGUAUACAGUAGUGAUGAGAAUAACUUUUUCAAUACUUACGAAAGUGAAGACAACCUAGAUAAGGUCAAAAGUUACCAUAUUGAUGGCAUUCAAACUGAUGACGAGAAAUUGUUUCUUAAUCCAUGGAAAGAUGUCUAUAGCCCUGCUAUUUAUCUGACCACGAUUAAAGAAAUUUCAACCUCAAGUAAUAGUAAUAAACCUGAGCUGUCCCCUACUGAGAUAGUUAAUAGGUUAGUCAAUGUUGAAAUCUUAAAUAAUGAACAACAGAUAGAAGCCAUACAUAUCUUAGAAAAAUUUUGUGGUUUAUUUACUUCCGGGUUGGAUGAACUGGGCCAGUAUCAAGAAAUACAACAUAAAAUCAAUACUGGUAAUGCAAAACCCAUUAAAUAA